Messenger RNA from Chrysochloris asiatica (Cape golden mole), 3204 nucleotides. RefSeq names its product calpain 15 (gene CAPN15). NCBI's taxonomy places the organism in Eukaryota, Metazoa, Chordata, Mammalia, Afrosoricida, Chrysochloridae. Gene Ontology annotation, biological process: proteolysis. The record is from RefSeq and is a predicted model, not a curated record. Gene Ontology annotation, cellular component: cytoplasm. Bases 1 to 3204 code for a protein of 1067 amino acids. Gene Ontology annotation, molecular function: calcium-dependent cysteine-type endopeptidase activity. The transcript has 11 exons.
AUGGCCGCGGUCCGGGAGUGGUCCUGCGCCCGCUGCACCUUCCUGAACCCGGCCGGCCAGCGUCAAUGCUCCAUCUGCGAGGCUCCUCGGCAGAAGCCUGACCUAGACCAGAUCCUGCGGCUCAGUGUGGAGGGGCAGAAAUGGCCCUGCGCCCGCUGCACCUUCCGCAACUUCCUGGGUAAGGAGGUCUGUGAGGUGUGUGGCUUCGCCCCGGACCCUGCACCUGGACUGCCCCUGGCCUCCACCAUCAAUGGGGCCUUGCCCCCGCCGCCUGCCGUCCUGGCUGAGCCCAGAGCCAUCUGCCAAGACGAGGCGGGACCUGUACGGACAGCGACAGCGGAGCCAACAGCCACCGAGCCUGGGAGCUGGGACUGUCCCCGCUGCACGCUGCACAACACACCCACGGCCAGCUCCUGCUCCGUCUGUGGGGGGCCUCGCAUACUCUCGCUGCCCAGGAUCCCGCCCGAGGCUCUUGUGGUACCCGAGGUGGUGGCCCCUGCCGGCUUCCACUCCGGGCCCACCCCGCUCCUGCCGAGCCUGCCUGGGGACAGCACUGAGGCCACCCCUGCCCCCACCAGCCAAGGCCCACCCACCGCUGACCGGGAGCCCCCACGCGUGCCGACCUUCAGCCCCUUCUCGCCGCCCCUGCAGAACAACCCUGUGCCACGCAGCCGUCGGGAGGUGCCCCCACAGCCCCAGCCGCCGGUGCCUGAGGCCACCCAACCCUCACCCAGCCCCAAGGCUCCCCAGGGCCCCGGGUGGGGGGCAACUGGGACCCCGCACCUGGCAGAGCGGCUGAGUGGGCUAGAGGAGGCGAUGGUGGAGGGCAGCCCAGCCCAUGGCGAGGGCUGUGGCCCAGCCUCGGGCAGCGACAUGAUCGACCUAGCCAGCGACUCUGUGCGCUUCACGCCUGCCAGCCCUUCCAGCCCCGACUUCACCACCUGGUCCUGCGCCCAGUGUACACUCCGCAACCCCACAGUAGCCACCCGCUGCUCAGUCUGUGGCUGCUCCAAGCUGCAUGGCUUCCAGGAGCACAGCGAAUCUACUGCCCACUGCCCCGACUGCAGCCCUGACAGGCUUGGGUCAUGCAGCAGUGGCACCUGCAGCUGGGCCUCCUCAGCCCACAAGGCCACACGCCUCCUCCCGGCUGCAUUGUCCGAACGCCAGGCCCAGUGGGCCUGCCCAGCCUGUACCCUGCUCAAUGAGCCACGUGCCCGGCACUGUGCCACCUGCCACACACCACAGCUGCUAGAGGCUCAGUGCCAGGGGGCCGUGUCCCUGCGGCGCCGGGAGAGCAUGUUGGUGGAGAAGCGCCGGCUGACAGACGAGGGUGAGGCCAAAGCCCUGUGGGAACACAUCGUGGCCUUCUGCCGGGAGAAUGCUAUGAACUUCGUGGACGAUAGCUUCCGGCCCGGGCCCGAGUCUGUGGGUUUCCCCGAGGGUGAUGGAGUCCAGCAGCGUGUGCGGCAGUGGCUGCGUCCCCACGAGAUCAACUGCUCCGUCUUCAAGGAUCCCGUCACGGUUCCGUGGACCGUGUUCUGUCGACUGCGGCCCUCAGACAUCCUGCAGGGGCUUCUGGGGAACUGCUGGUUCCUGAGCGCCCUGGCGGUGCUGGCGGAGCGGCCUGACCUUGUGGAGCGUGUCAUGGUCACUAGAGACCUAUGUCCCGAGGGCGCCUACCAAGUGCGGCUCUGCAAAGAUGGUACAUGGAUCACGGUGCUGGUGGACGACAUGCUGCCCUGUGAUGAGGGUGGUUACCUGCUCUUCUCCCAGGCCCAGCGGAAGCAGCUGUGGGUGGCGCUCAUUGAAAAGGCACUCGCCAAGCUGCACGGCUCCUACUUUGCGCUACAGGCGGGUCGUGCCAUCGAGGGCCUGGCCACGCUUACUGGGGCGCCCUGUGAGAGCCUCCUCCUGCAGGUCAGCUCCACCAACCCCCGAGAAGAGCCCGUAGACACUGACCUCAUCUGGGCCAAGAUGCUAAGCUGCAAAGAGGCAGGGUUCCUCAUGGGGGCCUCCUGCGGUGGGGGCAACAUGAAGGUAGACGACGCGGCCUACGAGAGCCUGGGUCUGCGGCCACGCCAUGCUUACUCCAUCCUGGACGUUCGUGAUGUGCAGGGCUCCAGGCUCCUGCGGCUUCGGAACCCAUGGGGCCGUUUCUCCUGGAAUGGCAGCUGGUCGGACGAGUGGCCACACUGGCCAGGACACCUGCGUGGGGAGCUUGUCCCCCUGGGCAGCGGCGAAGGUGUCUUCUGGAUGGAGUACAGUGACUUUAUCAGGUACUUCGACUCGGUGGACAUCUGCAAGGCUCGCUCCGACUGGCAGGAGGUGCGGGUCCGGGGCUGCUUCCCCCGCUCAGCCAGCGGGCCUGUGGGUGUCACCGCCCUGACUGUGCUCGAGAGGGCUUCGCUGGACUUUGCCCUCUUCCAGGAGGGUAGCAGGCGCUCAGACUCAGGGGACAGCCAUCUCCUCGACCUGUGCAUCCUGGUGUUCCGGGCCACCUUUGGCAGCGGGGGCCGCCUGAGCCUGGGCCGCCUCCUGGCCCACAGCAAACGGGCCGUCAAGAAGUUUGUCAACUGUGACGUCAUGUUGGAGCCGGGCGAAUAUGCGGUUGUGUGCUGCGCCUUCAACCACUGGGGCACCAGCCCUGCCGCCAUACAGGGUAACGGGGCACCCAGGCAGGUCGCCAGCCCUUCUCCAGGGAGCCCGCGCUGCGCCCCAGAGCCGCCUGGCCAUGUGCUGGCCGUCUACAGCUCCAGGCUGGUGAUGGUGGAACCAGUGGAAGCCCAGCCCAGCACGCUAGCCGAUGCCAUCAUCCUGCUGACCGAGAGCCGGGGCGAGCGGCACGAGGGCCGCGAGGGCAUGACCUGCUACUACCUGACGCACGGCUGGGCGGGGCUCAUUGUGGUGGUGGAGAAUCGGCACCCCAAGUCCUACCUGCACGUUCAGUGCGACUGUACCGACAGCUUCAACGUGGUAUCCACGAGAGGCAGCCUGCGCACCCAUGACAGUGUACCGCCCCUGCACAGGCAGGUCCUGGUGAUCCUGUCUCAGCUGGAAGGCAAUGCUGGCUUCUCCAUCACACACCGCCUGGCACACCGCAAGGCAACCCAGGCCUUCCUCAGCGACUGGACAGCCACCAAGGGCACCCACAGCCCCCCACUCACGCCCGAGGUUGCUGGCCUGCAUGGGCCUCGGCCACUGUGA